Medioppia subpectinata is the source of this 963-nucleotide messenger RNA. The record is from the annotation of a GenBank genome assembly. NCBI's taxonomy places the organism in Eukaryota, Metazoa, Arthropoda, Arachnida, Sarcoptiformes, Oppiidae.
AUGCGUGAAUCGCCGACACCUGUCUGUGUGGCCAUCACUUCGGGGACCACCUCUUCGUGCGGCCGUCGAUCGCAGACCACAACCACUCACUCAUAUCGGGUCGCAAUCGAUAUAACACGUGAUCCGCAGAUAAUGUCGAAAACGACUCACGCCAUGGAUGACCAGAAGGUUGUGUGGAACGGGUGGGGGACCGCCAAUGGGGACAAGACUACCAAUGGAGACAUCGAAGGGUCCGGCGUUGGCUUCAAGAAGUCGUUCGUCCAAAGCCUCAUAUUAGGGAUUUCAAACAACAAUUCGCGGACGAACUCAGACUCGAAUUCAACCAAUUCUGUGAAUUCUGUUUCAUCUCAACAAAGCCUUAAUGUACUGAAAAGCUCACCAAAGAUAAAAGUAGCGCCGAUUAAUGAUAUAAAUGAUUGGCCAACUCUUGGAGAAGUCCACAAACCAAAGAACUCAAAACACAACUCAAGUGCUGACGAAACCACAGCAAACGAAACGCCGAUUCCGACAUCGGGUGAGCCAUCAGUGCCUUCAACUCCUAAUAAAUUAGCUAAUAAUCACAUAAACGACUCGACGCCGCCAUCGCUGCAAUCGAUGUCUUCAUCAAAUCAUCUCAAUUCCAACUCUCGCGACAACUCUCAGACAUCACAACCACAGUCAUCACAAGACGACGAGGACUCGCCCAACGAGACCCCAGACAGAGACGGCGGCCAUUCGUCCGGUGCCGGAACCGACUCCACCACUACUAUUACGCCCAGAUCUGCCAAAAAGAAAGGUCCUAAGAAAUGGGUGCCCCUAGAGAUCGGACCUCCGCCUCAAUCAAAGCCCCAUCGAAGCGAACGAAGUAAGCCCUCACUCGUGAGCGGUCGCGACAGACAGAGCGCCGACGACCGGACGGACCGCAAAGACAGAGAUCGACCGCCAGAGAGGCCGCGACGCGAUCGUCGCGAAGAGCGUAAAUGA